UAUGGACGUGAGUCUCUGGCUUCGGUUACGAAAAAAAAGUGUGUCUGAACCCGCAGCGGCGCUUCUUGUCAGCGAGUUGUCUCGCGGCCACUCGCUCACUCUCCGACGGGCCCGCGUGGGAAGCGGUCUCUAAGAAGCGGUGCCACCAAGAUCGAGUCUUCGUCAAAGUCACCGUCGUUCCAUCAUGGCUGAAAGAAAAGUGAAAAGCAAAACGGAGAAAGAGGGUGAGGUGCCCAGCAGAAAUGCCUCUGACCCCAUGGCAGUAACCUGGUUAGAGAAGCACAACAAAACCUUGGAGAAAUACUGGAACAAAUUACCGAAUUUCCUCGGUUCGUUCAUCGCCAGCGUCGCUGUGUUUAUCCUGGGAUCCAGCAUUAGAGGAGAGUGGAUCUACAUCCUCGUUCACUUCCUGAAAGCCUUCAAAUACGGCGACGAAGAGGCCAACAGUACCUCGACUGAGUCCUCGAACUCCUCAGCGUCUACAGGAUUCAGUUUGGCCGACUACCGCCUUCAGGGUCUUGGGUUCUACUGGAUUUGGGCCACGACGGUGUCCUAUGUCUUGUACUUGGGCGUCGGUGGCUUUCUGCACUGGUACUACUACGUGCGUCAGCGUGACCGCUCCGAAGAAUGGAAAUGUCAACCCAAUAAGUUUAUGCCGCCGGAGCUAGAGCGCCAUGAAAUUCUGCUGGGAUCCUUCUCGCUGCUUUUGGGAUCCACGGUUUCCGCAAUGCUCGCCUGUUACGUCAUGAACGGCGGUUAUUCCACGAUUUACUAUGACGUCAGCAAGUACGGCUGGCUUUGGUAUUUCGCCUCGUGGCCGGUCGUUUACAUUUGGCAGGACUACCUCACUUAUUGGCACCACCGCGUCUACCACACCCCCUUCUUGUACAAGAACUUCCAUAAACUUCACCACAAGUACAAGCAGCCAACGGCAUUCAGCGUAACAGCCAUUCACCCGUUCGAGUUCCUUCACAUGCAGGUCGUGCAGUUCAGCCCAAUGUUCAUCUUCCCCAUUCAUUGGUCUGUUUUCUGCAGCUUGUUAAUGUACCUGUAUUACCACGGCAUCCUCGACCACUCCGGAAUCAACUUCAAGGCCCAGUGGUGGCAGCCGUGGCAACCCGACUGCAUCUUCCAUGACAACCACCAUCAGUAUUUCCAUGUCAACUUCGGAUUUAACUGCGAACUUUGGGAUAAAAUCCACGGAACAUACAGGCAAAAGAAUAAGGUGUAUCGCGAGGACAUCUUCUACGGGAAGGGAAAGAGCCUCGAGGAGUGUUCCAAGGAUGAACUCAAGGCUGACUUGAACGAACGCGAAUCAGAGAAUCACCUAGCCUACCGAGGACAAGUCAGAGACGAGCAGGUCCUCGAAGUCAAGAAGAAGCUCAAAUAGAAAACAAAGCCUCGAGGAGCCUUUAAGGACAACCUGAAGGCUGACUUGAACAGGAAUUCGAGAAUUCUUUGAAUACCUUGGUACAGUCAGAGACGAGCAGAUCCUCAAAAGCUUCAGUAGAAGACAGUAGAAGGAAAAGCAAAAUUACAUUGAAUACUAAAUGUUUAUUUUCUACUGAAAUGUGUUUAUAUGUAUUUUUAGAAGGUUGUCAAUAUCAUAGUUAUGUUGGAGGAAGUCAGAGCAUUAAGUUUCUCUCUCUCUCUCUCUCUCUCUCUCUCUCUCUCUCUCUCUCUCGCUCUCUCUCUCUCUCUCUCUCUCUCUCUCUCUCUCUCUCUCUCUCUCUCUCUCGCUCUCUCUCUCUCUCUCUCUCUCUCUCUCUCUCUCUCUCUCUCUCUCCAGAAAAAACAUAACAAGUGAGAUGCAAUCCAUGUACUUGCGAAGGGAUUUAUACCUUAUUAAAUAUGUAUGUUAGCGGCUGCACAACUUCGAUGGUAGUGUAAAGUAUUUUGAUUUAACGGAUGCGUCUUUAUUGAGCUGAUCGCCAUGAAGUAUUCACAAUUGUUAUGUUCAACAUAUUGUUCAAGCAAGAAUAUAUCAUAUAUAUGGGAGGAAAAUGUGUGUAAUACGUUAUCCUGAAUUAAAACCAUGUGUAUCUUUAACCGAAGAUAUAUGAUACGCAUGUGUUUUUGAAUGAGCUUUAAUUAUUGACUUCUUUCUGGAAAUCAGUUAAUAUAUUCAUUAAAUGUUUUAUCAAA
This is a messenger RNA of Penaeus chinensis, 2145 nucleotides long. RefSeq names its product delta(7)-sterol 5(6)-desaturase-like. Bases 185 to 1390 code for a protein of 401 amino acids. Gene Ontology annotation, biological process: sterol biosynthetic process. NCBI's taxonomy places the organism in Eukaryota, Metazoa, Arthropoda, Malacostraca, Decapoda, Penaeidae. The record is from RefSeq and is a predicted model, not a curated record. Gene Ontology annotation, molecular function: iron ion binding; C-4 methylsterol oxidase activity. The transcript has 7 exons.